AUAACAGGAGAAUACUUGAAGUUUAUCACAUUCACCAAAGAACACAAAACAUGUAUAUUAUGAUAGUGAAUGUUUUUUGCAUACUAUUCAAUCUUAGAAUUUAAGAGAAAAAUCAUUUUAAUAUAAUGAUUUAUUUUGUCUAGUGCUUUGAUCUGAUAACAUAUAUCACUGGAGACAAGUAGCUCAAUUAUUUGCUAAAUUACCAAUGAUUACUGAUCUUAGACUAGACACCAUCUCUUAUCUUGACUGUCUCUGUCCACCCAGAGACAAACACAUGCUGCUCUUAGAAGAGCACUCCCAAUUCUCAGUUCUAUAGCACAUAGAGAAAAAAAUCCCAUUUAACUACAUGUAUUAGAAAAUGAUUCAAUAUAAUAGGUUAAGCUAAAUCUUGUGUUUGUUGAAUAGGGAUUUAUAUAACAUUAUCAUAUUCCUAAAAACAGACGGACUGAGAAAGAGGAGAAAAAAGAAGCCACGGAAAUUAUGAUGAUGCAAGUUUUUAGGAAUAUCUUGACUUUUAGUGAAUUGUUUUUGUUUUGAUUUCUGACUUUAAGUGUAUUGUUUUAAUAGUCAAUGUCACUGUAGUGGGAUUGCAUGAUCAGAACAAGAUAUAUAAUAAUAAAGUCUAGAUGAAAACAAUAUGGUAUAAUGACCCACAAAUUCUCUGUUCCUGAUUUACGGAACAGAAGUGAAAUAAAUGAGAACUUGAACCAGUAAACAGCAUAUAAAGUUGUUUGAAGAAAUGAAGUGUAAACGCGGUCGACAGGGGACAGGACUAGAGCCUGUUAUGUCGUCUCUCUGUGGGGGCUGACUCACGGUUUUAUCAGUGUUUAUCAGGAAGUGUUGGGAGUAUUAACAAGGAAUAAAUGUGGAAGAAAAUGAAGCCCCAGAUGACCCCUGUGUGUGACCUUGAGGCUGGAUCCCCUGGUCAGUCCAACCAAUGACUAGGCAGUAGUGUCUCCCAAACCGGUGACCAUGACAACCAGACUUUCUGUUGCCUAGGCAACAGAAUGACCAACAGUGUGAUGGACAAUGUGGACCCCCCAGGGCCGGUGGUCAGUGGAGACUGGAGUGCCCAGGAACUUGAGGAGGAGAUGCUCAAUGGAGAGGAAUUGUUGGAUCUAGACCAGAGUGACAGCUGGAUUCUGUUGGAUCCGGAUAUUCUGGCAUCGAUGCUAAGGAAUGGGCUGGAUAAGGUUUUGUUGAUAGACAGCCGCUCCUUCCUGGAAUACAACACUUCCCGCAUCCAACAGUCGGUCAACCUGUGCUGCUCAAAGCUGGUCAAGCGCCGCCUGCAGGUGGACAAGGUUCACGUUGGUGACCUUCUGAGCCAGACCUGUCACCUUGACAUUGAAGAGUACUCGGAGGUGAUCGUGUAUGAUCAAUGUACAGAGUCGCCGGAUACCCUGACCGCCGACAACUUCCUGUUUAUUCUGCUACGAAAACUCGUCAUGUGUACCACAUUUAACAGUGUAUCUCUCCUCAAAGGUGGUUACCUGGCCUUCCAAGCCAUGCAUCCGUCUCUGUGUGAGAACAAGCCCCCCAGCAGCUACAAGUGCACCCCCCUCACCUCCCUCUCCCAGCCUUGUAUGCCGGUCGCCAAUGUUGGACCCACUCGCAUCCUCCCCUUCCUGUACCUGGGAUCUCACCGGGACGCCAUGUCUCAGGAAACAAUCCAGAUAAACGACAUAUCUUACAUCCUGAACGUUAGCAUCACGUGUCCUCAGUCUCCGUUUGUACAGGACGGACAUUUCCAUCGCAUUCCAGUCAACGACAACUACAGCGCCAAGCUGCUGCCAUUCUUCCACCAAGCAUUCCAGUUUAUUGACAAAGUGAGGGAGGCCAACGGUAGCGUGAUGAUUCACUGUCUGGCCGGGAUAUCCCGAUCUCCCACGCUGGCCAUUGCUUACGUAAUGAAGCACCUACAUAUGUCAUCAGACGAAGCAUACAGGUAUGUGAAGGACAAAAGGCCAACCAUCUCUCCGAACUUUAACUUCCUUGGACAGCUGCUGGAGUAUGAGAAGUGGAUAAAGCAGGAGGAGGAGGAGUUAAGGCAGCGACAGGAGUCCCUGGGCUCGCUGACCGACGGCAAGACCACGCCCAUCAUCAUGGACCUCCAGAUGUGUAGCCCUUCCUCACCCAUCGCCAAGGCCACCAAGCCCUUCACCUUUGACCCCCAGUGGGAGCCUCGUGUACAGGACCGUGAUUUAAAGCGUGACACAAACGACAACCUGCCGUUGUUGGCCGAUUCCGACUCGUGGAACAAUUUUCAGUGUUCUGGAAAGUCGACAUCAUCAAAAAUGGAGACGGAUCUCCCAGAAAAGAGAAAGUUUAGUGAUUCUAGUACGUUGUGUAGUGGUUAUCCACACAUCUCAGACAGCAACCCAGUGACUCCCAGCGCUGAGUUAUCCCCCUUUCCUUUUGGUGUAUCAACCCUAAAUAAUGGGUCUCGGUCUGAUUCACCACAGGAGUGGAAAGUUCAGAAAGACUGCAAGAGGAAGUCUCCUUCUCCCACUCCAAAGUCGCCCGUAAGUCGAUCCUUCACACUGUCUCUGAGUCCAGUGCCUCUCCCCUCAGAGGGAAUUGGUGCCCCCAGAGACAGAAAGAGGUCUCUUGGAUCUCCCAUGACAAAACCAUCUACCUUGAUGUCUCCGUUAUCAAGAUCUCCAGGGAAACCCUUUAUCAAACCAUUUUCUCUGCCACUCUCCCCUGUUUUGUCACCGGACACCCCAGAAACCAGUGACCCCGUGAACUCUGACCCACACAUCAAGGACUCCUCCAAUCAUCAACAGGAAACUGCUGCUCAAAGGAAUGAUAGGAAGGCAGUGUCAAAACCCUUCUCGUUACCGCUGAGCAGUGUGAACUCUCCAGACGUCAGGGACAGUACUAACAACCAACAGAAAAAGUUCAAACAGGAGAGAAACUUUCACCUGCCAUUGUCUUCUCAAUCUCAGCGAGAUAACAGUCAGAGCGAGCAAAGGGAGAGCAGAUCUCGACCGUUUGUCCUCCCUGUAUCUCCUCUUGUCUCUUCUGAGAAAAGUCUGUCCAUCACGGAUGGCAACUCACCCUUACCCUCACCUGCGCUGACUCCAGUCAAAAGUCCAUCGAGAUCGUUCACUCUGCCACUGUCAACAGUCAGUCUACAUACAAAUGAAAGAAACAAGGCCACAGUGGACCUAGUGAGUCCCUGUCGCCCCAGACAGUGUCCAGAGCUACCCAGUCCACGCCUGGAGUCGGCCGAACACUGUCACAUGGAAACAACAUCACCAAGUCUACCAGACAGCACCCCAUUAUAUAUUGUAUCAGAAUCAUGUAAAUCUCAACAGAAAUUUGAUCUCAGUCUCUCUGUGUCUCAGUCAAAGUGUUGUGAAACAUUGACCGCCCCCUCCUCCUCCCCGCGACCCCCCUCAUCACUACCCCAUACCCUGGGGGUCCCCGGUAGAACCUCUGAGCUUCGUUGCCCCCCAUCACAGACAAUUUACUCCCCCUCAGCAGCUCUGGCUGAGCUUCAUUUCAGUCACUCUGUGGUGGAGAGGAUCGACAAGCCUACUCCUCUACAGAAGUUUCCAUCUACCUCUCUCGACAAACUUAACUUUACUCCUUGUUUUGCAACGGAAAACAGAACCAAGGAAUCAGUGUGUUCAAUGGAGGCGGAUCACGGAGAGCCUGGUGAGGGGACAUCCCUCGCCUCCAUUGGCUCUGGCAGUAGUUCAACCGUGACGUCCCCCGUAGGUCAUCAGGUGACCCUGAGAGUCAGGGAAAAUAGGGCAAAACGACCUCUCAUAAGGCCGAACAGUAUUGCAUUUUCUAAAUACCCGACCUUUGAUCUUGGAUCAGACUGUCAGGAAUCCCCCAGCUCAGCCAGUAGUACGUCGCAAGACGAUGCGGCCGAUACAUACCUUCUACAAAAUGGAAAACGCUCCAAGGCCUCGGACUCUCACACCGGAAGAUACACUGAACGAGACGUGUACCGGAAAAUCACAGCAGCCAUGGAGAGUGCUAUGUUUAGAACACAGGUGUACGAGGCGAGUCGUAAGGCCAGAAGCCUGGAUGACAUCCUGGUCUCAGGAGACCAUCUGGUGGCAAAACAAGCUGGAACCGGGUGCUCACCAUUUGGGAAAUUUCCACCGCGAUGUGGAUUAGGACCACAAAGGUUUAAUUCUCCUGGAAUUUACGAAAAUAUAACAUGUCAUGCAUCGUCAGAAGUUUACCAGUCCAGCAGUAGCAUAUCAUCUAACGGAAGUCAUGGCUCACUGCACGGGAGCCUGGAAAUCAUACAGGUCGGGGAGUGCCCCAACAAGCGCCGGAAAACCUCCGACAAGUAGCGGGGACGACUGACAACAAUGUCACACCUACAAUGCAUUAAAUUUAAAUCAACCAAUCAACAACCAGAACGACGGAAAUGACGUCACAGACCCCGCCACGGACAUAGCAUUGUGCCUUAUGAAGUUCAAAGAAGCACGGGAGGAAAAAAAGAACGUAAUUUGUCUCCCUUGUGGAGCAGCACUUUUCAGUUCAUUGAUUAUUGUUUCAGAAAUUGUUUGUAGAAAGUCCGCUAGUUUGAAGAAGCUGUUUGUUCUGUGGAGGUUACUGAAAGCCUCUUCUCGCCCUAGGUAGUAUGAGAAGAAAUGACCCAGAUUUUUAGAUUUUAUGCAAAGCCAGUAGCCUCCCUUCACAUCCCCUCCACCAAAAAUCACCCCCCCCCCCAAAACGCAAACACCAGUGCCCACUGAAAGGAAGUUAAGAAUCCGAAUCCUUUCUUUUCACCCCCCCCUCCCCCAGCUCUUGUCGUUGUCAAUUAUUUGAGGUCAUGUGAUCGUUGUUGAUAAAUACGUAGAUUUUAGAAUUCUCAGGAACUUAAAAUCCAAUAAUCAGGAGAGGUCAGAGGUCAGAAUUACAUUUUAUCCAUUUGAUUUUCAUAGAUAUGAAUGGAUAUCGUUUUAAUGAACACGGUUAAUCGUUUGAUAAUAUGUCAGUCAUUCGUAUCAACCCUCUAUAUCUGUUUAUGUACAAGACUAAAUACGCCUCAGAGCAUGGAUAGAUUUGGUACAAGUGAACAUAGUAUGUUAAGUUGCUGUUAUUGUUCUUGAUCAAGUUGGUACCGUAGGAUAGUCAUAUUCAGCGUCUCUUUCUUUCUCUCGUCUGCCUCUAGUUUAUCUGAUAGAUAAUUUUUUUUUCAACGGGAGAAUUGUAAGAAUCGGGAAAAUCAAUUUAGAAAAAAACCAAAUCUCUCUCUCUCUCUUUUUCUCUCUCUCUCUCUCUGAGAGAUGAUGUCACGUGUAAGAUUUGCAGAUGUCAUUGUCACUCAGAAAUGACUGAUUUUGUAUCGGACAAAUGUUACUUUACGUAGAAUGGGAGAUCACCCUUAAUUCCUAGAGAUAGUUGUUCGUUAAUGUAUUCAGUGGUUAGUUAACCUUUGACCUGUUGUGAAUGUUUACCUUGUUAUGACACUGUAUUGAGAUAUUUUUGUAGAAAUCUUGGAUAAGCUGUGAUUUUGUACAUAGAAAAUUCCCCAAUGUGAAUGGAGAGCAUUAGUAUAUUUACAGACAUUAAUAUAUACCGUAGAAAAUGAUGUCGUUUAUUUAUAGAUGUGGACAUUACCAUGGUUAUGUUUACCUUGUGUAUCAAGUUCCCGGUCUGACUCUCGGUUGUGUUGAAAUAUAACGUCAUAGUCACGUGGUAUACAUGUCACAUAAAAUUUGUCAUUAGAUAACGUCACAAAGAUAUCACACGUCACGACGAAUGUCAAAUUGUAUUAUGUCAUAGCUCAUCAUCGUGUUUACACUUACGCCACAGCACAUGACGUCAUAAAGCAUAUCAACAGAGUUUUCUCAGAAGAUGUUAGCACAAUAAAUGGCGUCAUGGAAACUUUUCUUGACUGUUUAUCAAGAUUUAAAAGAUUCAACCCUAUUUAUACAGAAAAGAAGUUACUGGGGUAACCCCUAAUAACAAAUCAUAAUUGAGAUAACCAUGCAAGAUGCCGUUGUGAUAAUAAAAUCAUACCGUUUUGACAUAAACUUAGAACACCGCUAUGACGUUUGCAUAAUACUUCGUUAUGACGUAUGCAUAAUACUUCGCUGUGACGUAUGCACAGUAGACCGUUGUAACGUGUGAAUGCACGCAUCAUUGUAAUCAUUGAAAUGUUGGAAUGUCUUUGAUACCACAUGUCAUUGAGGAAACUCUUUUUCAUUGUAACGUCUGAAUGAAUGAAUACAAUAUAGUGAUGACUUACAGAAAGCGUCUUAUGGCGUCUUACUGUUACGUCAUAAUGACGUCUUACUGUUCCGUCAUUAUGGCGUCCUUCAAAGCACACCAAUUUGUCAAAGUGGAACACAACUUUUGUCAGUACAUUUCUAUUGUAUUUGUUACAUCGUACUUUUCAUAUUUUUUAACUUUUUUUACAUGUACAUUGGACACAAUGAUAUUGAACGUUAUUGUAAAACUGUUAUAAUAAUUUGUAUACACUUGUGUAGAAAUUUUAUACAAUUUGUAAAAGUCACCUGUUUUUUUAAAUAUAUGUACAUGAUAUUUAACUUUGGCCAAUCAGUCAAAACCAAACUGUUAAAAUUAUCAAGACAAAAUAGUCGGGCAGCUUUUUUUCUUUCAUCGUAUGUGCAACACAACUUUAUAACCAAAUUAUUACAAACAACGUAUUUGUUACUUGAACCAAUUGUUAAAAAAACGUAAUUCAAAAUCUUUUUGUUAAGGACAACAUUUGUGCAAUAUUUAGUUUGUUAAACUGUGGUUCUUAUUCAGCUGUAGAUCUACACAACUGGACGAUGUUCUUUUCUAGUCGUGACAUAUAGGCGUUCGUUCUCCGAUGAGAGGACUCGCUCCGUUUUUAUCCGUUUUUAUCUGUGAUUGUCGUACCUCUAGUUUUCUUAUUUAUGACAUGACGUCGACAUACAGCCAGUGACGUAUCGCAGUCACGUGGUUAUUGUCGGCCCGCUCAUGUUCUCUGUGAGUUAGAGGCGAGCGUUGUUUUUUCAAUAGUCUACUGUAAUCUACCUAUAUUAAAUCGUUGUUUACACUUACAA
Messenger RNA from Magallana angulata, 7034 nucleotides. RefSeq lists its product as uncharacterized. Lineage: Eukaryota; Metazoa; Mollusca; Bivalvia; Ostreida; Ostreidae. The transcript has 10 exons. Gene Ontology annotation, cellular component: cytoplasm. The record is from RefSeq and is a predicted model, not a curated record. The coding region runs from base 1008 to 4322 and encodes 1104 amino acids. Gene Ontology annotation, biological process: negative regulation of MAPK cascade; protein dephosphorylation. Gene Ontology annotation, molecular function: protein tyrosine/threonine phosphatase activity; MAP kinase tyrosine/serine/threonine phosphatase activity.